This is a messenger RNA of Myxocyprinus asiaticus (Chinese sucker), 2919 nucleotides long. RefSeq names its product protein disulfide isomerase Creld1 (gene creld1a). The coding region runs from base 870 to 1580 and encodes 236 amino acids. Gene Ontology annotation, molecular function: calcium ion binding. The record is from RefSeq and is a predicted model, not a curated record. NCBI's taxonomy places the organism in Eukaryota, Metazoa, Chordata, Actinopteri, Cypriniformes, Catostomidae. The transcript is spliced from 6 exons.
CACGUUUUUGCGUCAGUCCGCGCAGUUUUCAAUUAUUUUUCCAUGUUAACAUGCGCGGUCUUUUACCGCGUAUCGCGCAGGAGCGCCGCGUUUAUUAGACGCCGCGUCAGUUUAAACAGAACUACAGCUGUUACAAACGCAUCUCGAGACACCAGCGUUCUGUUCUACUCGUGGCGCUGAAUCUAGCUUUUUUUUGGCGUAAGGACGCGUUCGGUGUGAACGGCCCUUUUCUCCGCGCUGGUCUGUAUGGACCAAUCACACUCGUUUGUAUUUACUGAACGAGAAUAUUUUUUUUAUAUGUUGUUUUAGACAUUACUGGAGCGAAUGUACAUGUCAAGUACCAGUCUCUGAAUUAAAAGAUUAAACCGAGCAGCCUGUAUUUAAUUAUAAACAAAUAUCUUCACCAAGAAAGGUUUUGAGACUCAAAGUAGUGCCUUAAUAUAGGAUUCGAUCCUUUGAGCCUGAUAGCGCCCACUAGAGGAAGACACUCUCAUGAAACAGUUGUUUGCCAGCAAAAAGUCCCUCCCAAUGAACGGAACUCAGCCAAAAUACUAUGAUGAAGACCUGUCUUAAUACUCUUGAGACAACCCAUCGUCUUGGAAAAGUUGCCACGGACAGCAGGACCUUAUUGCAUUUUAUGAGCCAAUCCGUUGCUAUACAACAGUAACCAACGCCGGUAAUCACUGACGGAUUAUCGUAAUAAAUAUUCAUGAGGUACGCCUUCGUCGUAGUAGGAUUCGUAUUUGGUAAAGCGUGAUAUGCGUUGGAGUGAAUCGUCGCUCGAACCCGAAUAAGCGAAAGAAACUGGUUUACUUUGACAGUCCAGCCAGCAUUGUUGCCUAUUUGGUUCCACUUGUGUGUGUAGAGAGAUGUCCCGCUCUCGGAUGUCUUUCCUGUCUUCUGUGCUCUGCUUUGCCCUUUUUCAUCUAGUUUUGUGUCAGAACUGCUCAGAGAACUGUAAAGCAUGUGGAGGAAUAGAGAAAGACCAGUGCUUGCAGUGCCAUACAGGAUUUACCCUGCACGACAACAUGUGUGUAGAUAUUGACGAAUGUGGUACUGAACUGGGUCAGUGCCCUUACAACACAUACUGCUUGAACACCCAUGGGUCUUAUGAGUGCAGAGGAUGUGACAAGUCUUGUAUUGGCUGUGUGGGUGGAGGAGCUGCCCGCUGUAAGAAAUGUGCUGUAGGAUACAGAUCAUCAGGGAUGAGAUGUUUAGAUAUUGAUGAAUGCAGUGAGGAGGUGUUGGCCUGCCCCGGUCUCAAUGUCUUCUGUGUGAACACAGAAGGGUCUUAUCAGUGUCAGUGUGCAGAGGGAUACACACCCAAGGACAACACCUGUGAGAGGAACCAACCAGCAGCUGGUGAAGAAAAGGGUCUUUUUGAUGACAUCCAGGAAGAUGAAAUCGAGGUUCUGCAGCAAAUGUUCUUUGGUGUGGUGCUGUGUGCAUUGGCCACAUUGGCGGCAAAAGGGGACCUGGUAUUUACCUCUAUCUUCAUGGGAGCAGUGGCUGCCAUGGCUGGAUACUGGCUCUCUGACAAGAGUGAUCGAGUGAUGGACACUCUCAUAAGAGGGAGAUAAAUUAUAUAUAUAUAUAUAUAUAUAUAUGCAACAAACUUGUAAAGUUAUUUGCAAUUAAGUUUUUAAAUAGUCUUUUCUUUUUUUCUUUUUUUUUUUUUUUUGUGGUGGUGACACUUUAUUACACUGCAAAAUACCCAUAUGUUGAUGCUUAACUCUAAUUAAUCCAAGGAAAAUUUCAAGAUGCUUGCUAAAUAUAAAAAAGGACUAGUUCACACCAUCAAACUCAUAAAAGGACAAAAAGGUAUGAAAAAGUUUACUUGUGCACUAUUUUCCAAAGUUCUGAAGCCAUAAAAUAGUUUUUGUGAGCAAAGCGAAAUUUAAUUUGUUAUUGACUGAUAAAAUUCCCUUCAUUGUAACUCUUAAAUCCCAUUCACACUUUCAAAUUUAUACUUUUUUUCCAUUUGCAUUUUCAAAUAUUUUUAAAGGUUUGAUGUCAAUGACACCAAACAUGAAUUACUAAGAUUAAAAUGAAACAAAAGAAUAUAUACAAAAUGUUAAUACAUUCUGCUAUAAAAAAAAAUGGCUAAAACAGAAUAUUUCCUUGUGACUGCAUACUAAUUAGGGCUGUCAAUUAAAAAAUUGUAAUCUAAUUAAUUACAUGAAAUGGUGAUUUAUAUAUAUAUAUAUAUAUAUAUACAGUGUAUAUAGUAGUAUGCAUAUAUAUAUAUAUAUAUAUAUAUAUAUACAGGGUUGGGAGGGUUACUUUUGAAAUGUAUUCCACUACAGAUUACAGAAUACAUGCUGUAAAAUAUAAUUUGUAAUGUAUUCCAUUAGAUUACUCAAGGUCAGUAACAUAUUCUAAAUACUUUGGAUUACUUCUUCAGCACUGGUAGAUUUUUUUCACUUGUUUUGACUAUAAAAACUCUGCCAGUACAGUAAGACAAAAUACACAUGUUAAAAAUACAUUCUCUGAAAAACCUAAAUAUCUUAUGCAGUGUUGUUUCUAAAACCAGAUUAAUCAAAUUGAUCUUGUUUUAAGGAUUUUUAGAUAUUUUUACAGGAAAACAAUACAAAAAUUAUUAUCAAGAAUAUAAUUUUUGCCCUAAUAUCAAAGGUCUUACUAGAAAAAAGAAAUUAUGAUCCAACAUGAAUUUUCUUGAUAAAAAAAUAUGAUCGUGCCUGGUAAUGUGCAUGUAAAAUGGCCAGAAAAAGCAUUUUAGCUUAGCGUGAAGCUGACAAUUUACACAAGGUUCUUGUGCUCCAAACUUACUUCUCUGUCUGCUCGUAUGAAUGCCACAUAUCACAAGAAAGUGUUUCACCGCUGUUCAAAUGCACUUUGGAUCAGCAUCAUUUAUAUGUAUAAAUGUUUUCCAUCUGAAAGGACUAAAUAUUAAAUGAA